GUGGAGCGGCUGGUGCGGGCGCACCCGGUGGUGGUGUUCAUGAAGGGCAGCCCGGCGCAGCCCCUCUGCGGCUUCAGCAACGCCGUCGUGCAGAUCCUGCGCCUGCACGGCGUGGAGGACUACCGCGCCCACGACGUCCUACAGGACCCCGACCUCCGCCAAGGAAUAAAAAACUACUCUAACUGGCCUACCAUCCCACAAGUAUACCUCAAUGGUGAAUUCGUUGGUGGCUGUGAUAUACUCCUCCAGAUGCAUCAGAAUGGAGAUCUCGUAGAAGAGCUGAAGAAGCUAGGAAUCCGUUCAGCACUUCUGGAUGCAGAAAAAGACCAAGACAAAAAGUAAAGAAGAGCAAAAAAAAGAUGCUGUGACGGGAAUAAAGCAAAUCUUCGAUAAGAACUUGUUACCAGUAAAGCCUUACGUACUUUAGCUCAAAGCAGGCAUCUUUUUGAACUGACACUAAGAUUUCUCUGUGAAUGUCUGUUAGCUCGUGGUAAAUGUAGUGAUCUUGGUAUUUUGAUUUAUGGAUAUUGUGAAAAUUUGAGUAUAACCACUGCACUGUAAAGCGUACAUUUGUGGAAAUCUCUGUUUUAAAAAAGUUCACUUCUAAAAGCAUUCUUUUCUUGAUUGUGGUGGGAGUAAACCAAAAUAACUAAUAAUAUUUUUAUGGAUUUUGAGUACGUGUUUAUCUGGUCUUUGAUACAUGAACCUACGCAAAGAGCGUUUGCAUUCCCUUGUUCCUCUUGAAAAAGCGUUAAGUAAUUGUGCAUCAGUUUUGCUGUAUAACUCCUGGUGAUAAGACUUCCUGAGAGCCUAUAAAACUUCUGUAAUCACAUAUGAUAUAGGAGAAAAAAAGAAUAUAUGAGAGUGCAUGAAAUAUACUUUUAUUCCAAAGGGUAAAAAUAAACAGACUUGUACAAAUACAUGUAUAAUGGUCAUUAUUACUUUGUAACUUUCUGAUGGCUUUUUAAAAGAUUGCUAAGAAUUGUGCCUAAAGAUUUUAUAAAACCUUUUCUACCUCUUGCAAAGCAGCUUUCCCCUCUGCUUAUAUACUUUGUGUAUUGCAGUUCUGUGUCAGUGCUAAAAUGUGGGAAUUGUUUGAGGCUUCAGUGUUCUAGCUUGAAAUAGUACAGGACAAUACUUCAGUUACUACUGUAAUCUUGUAUUAUUUGCUAGUUGCUAAGUUAUCUUUUUAUGUUUGUUGUAUCUCCGAGUAUUUUCUCCUGACUGCUGUGCUGCAAAGAGUAUGGUCUUCAAACGUGGGAUUAACAGAUGAAGUGUUUCAUGUAGAUAAGAUGAGUGCAGCAGAGAGGCUACUGAAUAGAUAAAUACUUCUUUGUGGAAAGUCUCUGAAGUCUUCAAUACCUAUCUAACCAUGUUUCCCUAGGUGAAAGCAAAUUAUAUUAACCAGUGUAGCUUCAGCUGUACAACAAUACUGCUAAGGUUAAAAGCUAACCAAGCUGUUUCUAAAUGCAGUUUACUUUUAUUAAUAUAAACAAUUUGCAUGUGAGUUAGGCAAAUGAUUGGAAAUAAACUGUAUUUUAUGUU
Haliaeetus leucocephalus (bald eagle) is the source of this 1545-nucleotide messenger RNA. It is a transcript of the gene GLRX5, whose product is annotated as glutaredoxin 5. The transcript has 2 exons. NCBI's taxonomy places the organism in Eukaryota, Metazoa, Chordata, Aves, Accipitriformes, Accipitridae. Gene Ontology annotation, molecular function: disulfide oxidoreductase activity. The annotation marks the transcript as partial. The record is from RefSeq and is a predicted model, not a curated record.